Haliotis rubra (blacklip abalone) is the source of this 756-nucleotide messenger RNA. RefSeq lists its product as uncharacterized. The transcript is spliced from 4 exons. NCBI's taxonomy places the organism in Eukaryota, Metazoa, Mollusca, Gastropoda, Lepetellida, Haliotidae. Bases 39 to 398 code for a protein of 119 amino acids. The record is from RefSeq and is a predicted model, not a curated record.
AGGCAGAGCGACAGGAUUCGUCAGGCAGUGCUGAAGAAAUGAAGAUCAUACUAGCCCUCACGAUCGCCACGGUUAUCUCCCUUGUUGAUUCGAACGAGGAGUUGGGAACAGAUGCUGAUAGAGACAAGAGAAGUUCCACAUUAGACCGAAUGCCUUUACACUAUGGAAAGAGAAUACCCUCCAGAUCGCUCCGGUCCGUCUUAGACAGAAUGUCAGUUGGAUAUGGGAAGAGGGAUUCAAAUGAAGGAUAUGAAAGGGUACUAACGACGGUUGAGGAAUUGGCAGCUAUGAUUUCUUCACAACCAGAGUUGGCACAGAAGUUUGUUCGCAGCUUCAUUGAUACAAAUGGUGAUGGACUUGUCAGUGCGAGUGAGAUCAGCGGGGAUGAACCAAUGUGAAUGCUAUAUCACGGGGCCAUGGUUCCAUCCAUCAACAACGUCCCGCUCUCUGCGAGUAAAUGCAAGCUUAUCCUCGGGCAAAAUCUCUCCGCAUGCACACCACGUUUAAACAAUUCUCCUGAUACUUCAUUAAAUGAUAAGAGACUCGGAACAGAUUGAUUUCUCCCCAUACAACAUUUCGAAUAUCAGUUGUGUCUCAAAGAUAGUUUGUUAAACGUUAAUGUAGUUACCCAUGGCAACAGCGAAACCAUCGCCGAUCUACCGGGACUUUGAAAAAUCAACGUGGCUGAAAUGUAAAUAACAAAUGCCGCAUUUAUUCAGUCGCCCACAAGAAAUAAACAUCUUUUUCUAUGUGAAA